AUGCCAAUCCACGGACCCCUGGCAGACCCUUUGGGCCGUCACUUAGGCCCCCUCAAGGACAACGCCCAGCCGCCCGCUGCGGCUGCGGCUGCAGCUGCGGCAGCUGCUGACAAUUCCUCGUUCACUACCCCAGGCAGCAAGGGCAAGGCGUGGGCGUUAGCUGGGCUGAGCAGGAUAUCGCAGGUCACAGGUGCUGGCAGGAAGGGCACCAGUGCUGGUGGCGGCAGUGGCGUCUCGUCUCUGCCCGAACCUGAGAACGCGCCGGACCUGUUUCGCCUGCUUCGGAACUACCCGGAGCUGGACCUCGGCGCUGUUGGUCUGGCAGGCAUUGAUGUGAAAAAGAGGUAUUUCCUGGGAGAGCAGCUGCGCAUCGUGAGGGCAGCGCAGCUGUUCUGGACGGUGGAGGAGGUGGUGGGGCUGCUGCGCAACGCGUACUGCCGCACGAGCACAGUGGAGUGCGCGCACCUGGCGAGCAGGCAGCAGAAGCGGUGGGUGCAGGCUGCCAUGGAACGGCCUCCCUUGCGCCAACUCUUCUCACCAACCCAGCAGCGCCACCUGCUGCACCGCCUGCUGUAUGCCGACGCCUUUGAGCGGUUUCUCGCGCGCAAGUUUCCUUCAGUGAAGCGGUUUGGCAUAGAGGGCGGGGAGGCGCUGGUGCCGGGGCUGCUGGCUCUGCUGGGGCGGGCUGCUGGCAGCGGCGUGAAGUUUGUCGAGCUGGGCAUGGCGCACAGAGGUCGACUGAGUGUGCUGCACGCGGUCCUGGGAAAGCCCCUGACCUCCAUCUUGUCUGAGUUCAAACCACCUGAAGUUUCACCUGAACUCUCGGAGCUGCUGCAAGUGGGCGACGUCAAGUACCACCUGGGUACCCGUUCUACACUCGAGUUUGAAAGCAACCAGGUGCAAGUGUCCCUACUGCCCAACCCCAGCCAUCUGGAGCUGGUGGACCCGGUCGUGGUGGGCAAGGCUAGAGCCAAGCAGCUCUUCACCAACGACUCCUCCAGGCGCUCCGUCAUGGGUCUCAUUCUGCACGGAGAUGCAGCCUUCAGUGGCCUUGGCCUCGCUCCUGAGGUGCUGCAGCUGUCGGACCUACCAGAGUACACAACGGGCGGCACGAUCCACGUGAUCAUCAACAAUCAGAUCGGAUUCACCACUGAUCCGAAGCUUGCUCGCUCCUCCCCCCACCCCUCUGACUUCGCCAAGGUGAGGAGGGGAGGCGGCAGAGAAGCAGGGUUAGAGCUAACCGAGUAG
Molecule: messenger RNA, 1248 nt
Organism: Closterium sp. Naga37s-1
Lineage: Eukaryota; Viridiplantae; Streptophyta; Zygnematophyceae; Desmidiales; Closteriaceae
Source: the annotation of a GenBank genome assembly